Molecule: messenger RNA, 945 nt
Organism: Condylura cristata (star-nosed mole)
Lineage: Eukaryota; Metazoa; Chordata; Mammalia; Eulipotyphla; Talpidae
Gene: CUNH11orf65
Product: chromosome unknown open reading frame, human C11orf65
Exons: 8
Coding region: 7-945 (312 amino acids)
Source: RefSeq, a predicted model, not a curated record
UUCCAAAUGCCUUGGAAAGAGAAACUAAAAGAAUUUAAAAGGAGGGAUAAAGCUGCCAGGGUCAUUCAGAAUGCUUGGAGAAGUUUCCUUAAUGUCUCUGUAUACCAACACUUUAAAAGUCUGAUUGAUAUAAGAAGACAAGGGGAACCACAUCAAAUAGUGAGAUAUAUUAAUCCUAAAGAGGCAGAGCUUCUAGAUGCUGCUGCUGGUGUUCAAGUACGAUUCAGAUUAGGUGGUGUUAACUUUCCACCUGACAUAUAUUAUAAGAUUUUCACUCACAGACCCAUUGAAGAUCUGUGUGCUAAUAGCCCUAGAGAUUAUACAAAACUUCCAACAAAAUACACAUCUCAUAUUGAAAAUAAUAAUCGUCACGAAGAAGAUCAUAGUGGCUGGUAUCAUCGUGUAGAGAACAAUGACUGGAGGCUUGUUUCUGAUAAUUUUUGGAGGAAUACUGAAAAAUUAGUGAUGGAAGUCAAAAAAGAAAGUGAAUUCCAUUUCUCUAAACUGAAGCGAAGGCAAGAUAUGGAGAGGAAAAGAAAAAUUAGGAAAAUGGAAUGGAUGAGGCAAAUGUACUACUCAGGAAAGCUGGAGGCUAAGGCAACAAGUCACACUACUAUAAAUUUAAUUCACACAGCAACCAAAGGGCUAAUAAAAGCUUUUGAAGAUGGUGGAAUAGAUUCUGUGAUGGAAUGGGAAGUGAAUGAAGUGCUAAACUGGACAAACACACUGAACUUUGAUGAGUAUAUUGCCAACUGGAAGGAAAUGGCUACAAGCAACUCUUCAGCUAACUUCAAAACUUUCAGAUUUGAGCCAGAACAGAAAGAAAGAAAUAACUAUGAAGAUAUAUCAGAGAAAAAGGGAACACCAAAUGAUACUUCAUUUGAAAAUAAUUAUGAAGAACCAAAUUUCACUAAACAAAUGCAUUCUUUACCUUAUGGAGUAUAA